Molecule: messenger RNA, 773 nt
Organism: Didymodactylos carnosus
Lineage: Eukaryota; Metazoa; Rotifera; Eurotatoria; Philodinida; Philodinidae
Source: the annotation of a GenBank genome assembly
AUGGCAUUCUCUCUCAUUAGACGCUUACGUGGGGGUAGUAAACGAAUAGAAAAUAUACCAAUCAAAGAUCGAAAUGGCAGUUUAAUUUUGAAUUCAUCGGAUCGACUUGAAAGAUGGCGAGAAUAUUUCAGUGAAUUACUCAAUGUACCAUCAACGGUUGAUCAACAAUUGAUUGAUGAAAUUCAAGUAAAGACAUUGACUAAGGAAGAGGUAGAGAGACAGAAUGCUAAUCCAACUGUAGAAGAAGUUAGAAGAGCAGUAAAGCAAAUGAAAUCAAGGAAAGCUCCUGGCAGUGACGAAGUUACAGCAGACUUGCUCAAAGCUGGCGGUGAGCCAGUUAUUCGCUGGCUGUUUGAGAUUUUCACUGAUGUGUGGAAGAAUGAGGAGAUGGUGGAAGACUGGAGCUUGGCUCUUCUUAUUCGACUGUAUAAGAAAGGUGAAAAACAACUGUGUGAUAAUUACAGAGGUAUUUCGUUGUUAAACGUAACAAGCAAAAUAUUUUCUCGUUUGAUUUUGAACCGUAUUCAAAAUAUGAUUGAUCAUCAACUAUUAGAAGCUCAAGCUGGAUUUAGAGCACAAAGAUCCACUAUGGAUCAGAUCUUCACAUUAAAAACUACUAUGGAGAAGAGAAGAGAGCUCAAUAAACCAUUGUUUAUGUGUUUUAUUGAUAUUACAAAAGCAUAUGAUUCUGUCAAUCGAGAAUUACUGUGGAAAGUCUGUUUAAAGUAUGGUAUGUCGGAGAAAAUUGUCAACCUUUUGAAAAUGCUGUAUAG